Messenger RNA from Ylistrum balloti, 4684 nucleotides. RefSeq names its product CD109 antigen-like. NCBI's taxonomy places the organism in Eukaryota, Metazoa, Mollusca, Bivalvia, Pectinida, Pectinidae. The record is from RefSeq and is a predicted model, not a curated record. Gene Ontology annotation, cellular component: extracellular region. The transcript has 35 exons. Gene Ontology annotation, molecular function: endopeptidase inhibitor activity. Bases 1 to 4566 code for a protein of 1521 amino acids.
AUGGGUACCUCCAUGUUCGGUGUAUUUGUGGGCAUUGCCGCUGUCACACUGUGCUCUGCUUUGAAUUCCUACAUUGUUACAAUGCCUGAAACUAUCCGCCCAAACCUCGAUACCAGAGUCUAUGUUCACAUCUUAAAAUCUGAAGGUCCAGUCGACGUCACCGUAACACUACAGAGAAGCGAUAACAACAAUGCGACAGUGUCACAGAGCUCAAAAACAAUCCUACCAUCAAACGAUCCAAGUAAAAACGGCGUAUCCACAUUAAUUGACAUCCGGGUACCCAGUCAUCUGAUGGAGGGAGAGUAUGCCAUGAAAGUUGAGGGAACUGGCGGCCUGACCUUCGCCAACUGGACGGAACUCAAGUUUGACAAAAAGAGUUCCUCUAUCCUUGUCCAGACCGACAGAGCAAUAUACAAACCCGGCCAGACAGUGAGAUUUCGAAUCUUUGGAAUGUUACCAGACCUGACAUUAUUAGAAAAGCCCAUCGAUGUUUCAAUUGUUGACCCUAAGAGGAACAAGAUACAGCAAUGGAAAGGUUUAAGUGACCCUAGUGGGGUCAUCACAGAGUCCAUGGUGAUGUCAGACUUUCCCGUGCUCGGUGACUGGGUGAUCAAAGUCAAUCAAGGGGUUGAAAGUAGGGAAAAGACAUUCACAGUUGCUGAAUAUGUGUUGCCAAAGUUUGAAGUGAAAGUUAUCCUCCCACCUUUUGGAGUAACAACUGACGACACCUUAACUGUGAAAAUAUCUUCGAUGUAUACGUUCGGGAAGCCAGUAAGAGGUUCGGGUGUGUUCCGCAUCAAAAGGAAAUACACCAGCUGGUGGUUACAAAAAGAUAAAAACUACGUGGAGAGCAUCGAUCAUCACUUCAAAAUCAAUGGUGAUUAUGAAACCAAAAUAGCCCUAAGUGAAAUCCGAAAGAUCGACUCUAGUCUGGAGUGGACUCAAUUUGUAGUUGAGGCUAAUGUUACUGAAGGAAUCACAGGUCUGAGGAUGAACGACAGUGAGGAAAUAAUGUUCUACAACAGCCCUGACAAAAUCAGCUUUGCUGAAUCUCUUCCUACUACGUUCAAACCUGGACUCAAGUAUACUGCCAUUGUACGAGUAACCCAAAGAGAUGACAGCCCUAUUCCCAACACAUUGACACGUGUUAACGUCUCAAUAAGCUACCAGUUUCCGCUUCCAAUGGAAACCACCACACCCAUUAUUAGCACUACGGAAGCGAUUCUUCCACCUUCGCCACCACCACCCACACGAAGUAUUGAUAUAGAUAUGAAUACCACAGAGACGUUUAAUACUUCUGUCCUGAAUUUGAAUGAUACCGACAUCCCUCCGCUAGAACUUAUUCCUAGACCGGAAAUAAUGGAUGUUUGGCCGCCAUUUGAACGCCAUGUCUACCCACGGUAUGAGACAGUUCAUGAAGAGCCGCGUUAUUUCAACGUACCUGCUGACGGACUGAUUCACUUUGAUGUUAUGGUACCUGAAAACGCCACAUCCGUCAGUAUCAUUGCUGAGUACAAGAAGGAAAAGGACUAUAAAGAUCUCAGCUUGAGUGAGUCACCGUCAAAGAGCUAUGUUCAAGUCAGUCUACUAACAGACAAACUAAAGCCAGGGACAAAUGCCGUGUUUGAAAUCAAAACUACACAGAGUGUUCCAGAAGCUCGAUACCAGAUAAUAUCUAAAGGAAUGGUUCUGGAUGCUGGAACGUUCGAUAUGCGAGGUCAGACUCGGGGAGAAUUUCCCUUGAUGAUAACAGCUGAUAUGGCGCCGAAGGCAAGAAUGAUUGUACAGUACGUAAGAGACGACGGAGAAAUUGUCGCUGACGGAAUCACAUUUAAAGUUGAUGGGGUCUUCAAAAAUCCUGUAGCUAUCAAUUUUGAUAGGAAGUCGGCAAAACCAGGAGAAUCAGUUCGUGUCGAUCUCGAAGCCUCUCCCAACUCUCAAGUGAAUGUACUGGCCGUAGACAAAAGUGUGCUUCUGUUGAAAACAGGCAACGAUAUUACAGAGGAUGAGGUUACCCAGGAACUACAGUCCUAUGACAACGCAGGGGGUGGCAAUUUUCCCUGGUUCUGGAGUUGGCGAUGGCCUGUCUCGAGUGGAGGGCAGGAUGCAGCUGAUGUUUUCAAAAACAAUGGUAUUAAAGUGCUGACAGACGCUUUACUUUAUCAGAAACCAAACGAAUGGGACGGACGGUAUGAUAACAUGCCAAUGAUGGCCUUCGGAGCUAUGGCCAUGAUGGAUUCUCCCGUAGAUAUGGAUCUGCAAUCAGCACCAAUGGAGAAGUCAGGGGUCAAGCCGAAAGAAUCGAAACUGGCAAAACCGACGCGUGUUCGCAAGAAGUUUCCAGAAACAUGGCUUUGGGAAAACGUUCAAUUGGGAAACAAUGGCCAGACAGAACUCACAGUUACUGUCCCCGAUACUAUCACGUCCUGGGUGGCCACCGCUUUUGCCGUUAAUAAGGAUACCGGUCUUGGACUCGCUCCGAGCCCAUCAAACCUAGAAGUGUUCAUGCCAUUCUUUAUCCGGAUGAAUCUCCCGUAUUCUGUUGUUAGAGGAGAGUUACUCGUCCUUCAAGUCGAUGUAUUUAAUUACCGUAGACCGGCAUGGACUCUCGUCGUCAUGGAGAAUAAUCCUGACAUAAACAAUGUGGUAUCCACUCAAUCAGGGUGGACAGACUACUCCACCAGGGUCGGCAGGUGGAUGUGGGUUGAAAGUGGAAAGGUUGCUUCUGCAUUUUUCCCCAUUAUACCUAGGAAAGUUGGAGAUCUCCAAAUCAAAAUCAACGCUUUUGGAUUGAAAUUUUCUGACUCGGUGGAGAGAAAACUACGUGUGGAGCCUGAGGGAACCCCAGAAGAGUUUAACAACCCAGUACUUAUUGACCUUGCCUCUGCUGCUAACUUUAAGACAAGAAUUCCUAUUGACUUCCCACCAAAUGCUGUGGAUGGUUCCAAGCGCGUGCGGGCUGCUGUUAUUGGUGAUGUCAUGGGACCCUCUAUAAAUGGAAUAGAAAAACUCCUGAAGAUGCCCUAUGGAUGUGGUGAACAGAAUAUGUUGAAUUUUGCUCCUAACAUUUUCGUCCGACGUUAUCUGACUAUCACAAAUAAACUGACACCGGCCAUUGAUGCUAAAUCAAAGGAGUAUAUGAUAAAAGGUUACCAAAGAGAAAUGACAUAUCAGCACAAAGACGGCUCAUUUAGUGCUUUUGGUGAAAGUGACAAAUCUGGGACUACGUGGUUGACGGCUUUUGUUGUGAAAUCGUUCGCCGAAGCAUCUGACAUGAUCAAUAUAGAUAACGAUGCGGUCGUGAAGGCUGUCCAAUGGCUUGUUGAUCAACAAAAUAUUAAUGGAACAUUCAACGAACCUGGGAAAGUGCUUCACAAGGCUAUGCAGGGCGGUUCUGCUUCUGGUGAAUCCUCACUGACGGCAUUCGUGCUAAUUGCAUUGACAGAAGCAGCCGGGGUUAUCCCAGGGGUAAACGAGACGACCGCGAAGGCCAGAGCUCUUGCUUUAGGAUUCCUGGAGGACGAAGUAGAAGCGAUGGCGAUGUCACCUUUGAACGUGGAUGUGUACGAGUUGGCCAUUAUUGGGUAUGCGCUGUCUCUGUCAGGCAGUGCUAAAGUGGAGAAAGCCAUGGUACCGAUAGUAAUGAAUGCAGUACAAGAGGAUGGAACAAUGCAUUGGACAAGACCAGAAGAAGAACCACAAGCUGUCUUCAAUAGGUGGCGCCCAUCACACAUACAAUCUAACGGAAUAGACAUAGAGCUCACGUCCUAUAUUAUGAUGAUAUACACUCGAACACCUGACACAGAAAACGCGUUACAGAUAUUAAAAUGGCUCUCAGCUCAGAGAAAUCCAGAAGGUGGUUUUUCGUCCACACAGGACACUAUUAUAGCACUGCAAUCCCUAGCUGAUCUUGCAGUCUUAAUCUACAAACCAGAAUUUAACAUGAGAGUCCAGCUGAAAAAUGUCGAAACACAAGAUAUCUUCCAUGAAUUUCAAGUGUCACCAGAAAACGCUCUUAUUUUUCAAACUACUGACAUACCAGAAAGUUUGCGGUUGGUAGAGAUCUCAGCGGAAGGAGUAGGAAUGGCUGUUGUCGAGGUCGCCACCUACUUCAAUGUGAUAGAUGAUUUGAAAGUGAAGUCUUUUGACGUGAACGUGACAUUAAAAGAGGAGAGUAUGACAGGAUUUGUUGUAGAAGUCUGUGGACGAUGGAUGAAGAAGGGUGCCAGUGGCAUGUCUAUUAUAGAAAUUGGUUACCCCAGUGGUAUGGAACCGGAUGGAGAUACACUUGAUACUACAAGAGCACCAGAUUACAAACGCAUGGAGAAAGCAGCUAGAGGAUUAGUUCUAUACUUUGAUGAGUUUAAUUCAGAGCCACAGUGUGUUAGUGUUUACAUGAUGAGAACCGACAUGGUCGCAGAACAGAAGCCUGCUCCGAUUAAGAUAUACGAUUACUACGACACCAGUAAGCAAUCCACUACAUUCUACGUGUCUGAAGUUCUGGCCAACUCUGGUGUAUGUGAUGUCUGUAAAGACUGUUUCUGUAGACGGAAUGGAAACCCAUAGAUGUAAAUCAGGGACCUGACCACACUUUCAAAACGAUGUUUUUGUAAUGCGAACCUUAACAGACGACACGGAGAAACAAGUUAUGACACAAAGUGCCAUUCUUUUGUAUAAAAUCUUA